This is a messenger RNA of Procambarus clarkii (red swamp crayfish), 4035 nucleotides long. RefSeq names its product AFG3 like matrix AAA peptidase subunit 2. The record is from RefSeq and is a predicted model, not a curated record. Gene Ontology annotation, molecular function: ATP-dependent peptidase activity; metalloendopeptidase activity; ATP binding. Gene Ontology annotation, biological process: mitochondrial protein processing. Lineage: Eukaryota; Metazoa; Arthropoda; Malacostraca; Decapoda; Cambaridae. Gene Ontology annotation, cellular component: membrane; m-AAA complex.
GUGAGGGAGAGUGAUGGUGGGGCGGGAGCAGACGACCCGGCACCGUGUGUAAGUUGUGCUCUCAUGGAGCCUCUGUGACCACCUCUCUCCACCACACACACGCCCUCAACAACCCCACCACCACCAUGGCUCACCGGCUCCUGACGGCGGCCAGGAGGCUGGAGCGGCUGCUGCAGCACGGCCUCAGGACUGGCUCUCUGGACCCGCUGGUGGUAGGACAGCAUCUGGCUCGAAUAGAGCUACCAUGUAGCAUGACACUUCUUCAGCAGUGGCAGCAGUUCUGCCAGAAACCACCUCGGGGUUUUGAAAAAUAUUUCCGAGACGGAGCUGGUAAGCAAGCGCAGCCAAAAAAUGCUAAGCCAGCUUCUAAGGGUGAUGCACCAGCAGAACCUUCACAAACUACAAAUAAGCCUUCAAGUUCAAAGGAUCCAUUUAACAUCAACUUGUUUAGUCCAGGCACUAAGUCUGGGGGUGGCGGAAGAGGAGGAAGUGGUAAACCAAUAGGGGACAGUGGUGAUCGAGACCGGUGGAUGGCUUUGGCUGCCAUUGCUGCCAUGGGCUUCCUUGGGGUGGCAGCAUACUACCAGCUGGGCUAUCGAGAGAUAACGUGGAAAGAGUUUGCAAAAAAUUACCUGGCCAAGGGCAUCGUUGAGAAGCUGGAGGUCAUCAACAAGAAAUGGGUUCGGGUGAAACUGAUGCCGGGUAACCAGGUUGAAGGGGCUACGACACUGUGGUUCAGUAUAGGUUCCGUUGAUGCCUUUGAGCGUAAUGUUGAGACAGCACAGAUAGAGUCCGGCAUUGAACCAAGCAACUUUAUCCCAGUUGUAUAUAAGAAUGAAGUGGAGGCAUCUACCUUUACAUCCUUCUUACCAACGCUACUAAUAAUAGGCUUUUUGAUCUUCAUGAUGAGGAGAUCCGCACAGAUGAUGGGAGGGUCGGGUGGACGAAGGGGCGGAGGCCUUUUUGGCGGGGUUAUGGAAUCUACUGCCAAGAUGGUCAACCCUGCUGAUAUUGGUGUUAAGUUCCAAGAUGUUGCAGGGUGUGAGGAGGCUAAAGUGGAAAUUAUGGAGUUUGUCAAUUUUCUGAAGAACCCCCAACAAUACACCGAGCUUGGUGCCAAGAUCCCCAAGGGUGCUAUUCUUACAGGACCCCCAGGAACAGGCAAGACACUUCUGGCUAAGGCAACUGCUGGUGAGGCCAAUGUACCUUUCAUUUAUGUCUCGGGUUCUGAAUUCCUCGAGAUGUUCGUUGGUGUUGGUCCUUCGCGUGUGAGGGACAUGUUUGCAAUGGCUCGUAAGAAUGCUCCAUGUAUUCUCUUCAUGGAUGAAAUUGAUGCUGUUGGCCGAAAGCGAGGUGGACGAAGCUUUGGUGGCCACUCAGAGCAGGAGAACACACUGAACCAGUUACUAGUAGAAAUGGAUGGUUUCAACACCACCUCGAAUGUAGUGGUAUUAGCAGCCACCAACAGAGUCGACAUUCUGGACAAGGCACUGCUUAGACCAGGACGAUUUGACCGGCAGAUCUUUGUACCACCACCUGACAUCAAAGGUCGAGCUUCUAUUUUCAAAGUACACUUGUUCCCCCUCAAGACACAGUUAAACAAAGAUGAAUUAUCCAGGAAGAUGGCAGCACUUACCCCAGGAUUUACUGGAGCAGACAUAAGCAAUGUGUGCAAUGAAGCAGCCUUGAUAGCUGCCCGUGAUGCAGAAGAGUCUAUCAUACAAAAACAUUUUGAAGCAGCCAUUGAGCGUGUAGUAGCUGGCAUGGAGAAGAAAACGAAUGUAUUGCAGCCAGCAGAAAAGAAAACUGUGGCCUUCCACGAAGCUGGCCAUGCUGUCUGUGGGUGGUUUUUGGAACAUGCAGAUCCACUCCUUAAGGUUUCUAUCAUCCCGCGUGGCAAAGGUCUCGGCUAUGCUCAAUAUUUACCAAAAGAGCAGUUCCUCUUCACCCAAGAACAACUCUUUGAUCGCAUGUGUGUAAUGCUCGGUGGCAGAGUAUCUGAGAGCAUCUUCUUUGGUGCAGUAACAACUGGUGCACAGGAUGAUCUUCAGAAAGUCACGAAAUCAGCAUAUGCUCAGAUUGUCCAGUAUGGUAUGAAUGAACGUAUUGGUCAGCGCGUCUACCAGCUUCCAGAACCCGGGGAAAUGGUCAUGGAGAAGCCAUAUAGUGAAGCUACUGCACAGGCUAUAGAUGAAGAAGUUAAGCUUCUCAUUGAUGCUGCUUAUAAAAGAACAAUGGAUCUUCUCAACGAGAAAAAAGAAUGCAUCCAGAAGAUUGCGGAGAGACUUUUGGAACGGGAAAUUUUGAGCCGUGAUGACCUGAUCGAGCUACUUGGCCCUCGACCAUUCAAAGAAAAAUCAACUUACGAAGAAUUUGUGGAAGGCACUGGCAGUUUUGAGGAAGAUACCACUUUGCCUGAAGGGCUUAAGGAAUGGAACAGAAGUAAAGAGGAUAUUGAGAGAGAGAAGAAAAGUAGUUAAUUAAAGGACUGCUUUAAGAAAUACUUUAAUGUUAAAAGGUGAAGCAACCAUAAAGAACUUAAUAGCUUUGCUAUAGUGUGUUGGGGUUGUGGUAGAACAACUGACUUGGGUUUAACACAGGGUCUGUGUAAUCUCAUCUUGCUUUUGAAUUGUACCGGUACAAUGGGGGUGGGGCUCUUGUGUCUGAUUCAAGUUGGUUAAAAAUUUAAAAGUUUUUAAGUUGUAUAAAUUAUUUAAAUAAGAUACUGGUAAUUUUUCAAAUGUUGAGGGAUUGCUAUAUGUGAUAUACAGUAUAACAAUUGUAGUGGAAUGAAAGAUAUGUCAAUACUUGUUAUAAUAUCCUUGCAAGUGAUGUACUUUUGAAAGCUAGGAAUGUACCACCUAAUAAUGUACAUGCAAGGGAAGUUCAAAAGUAGAAAUUUUGAUAUUUAUUCAAGACAUUCAGAAGUUGAAAGUUCUUCAGAUAAUGGAUUAGCAAGAGCGUAGCUUGACUUAAUCCUCCAAAUGUCUGCUUCAUCACAAAUUAUAUACAGUACUGUCAUUACUGAAGAUCACAAAUGUAUAAAUUUUAAAGCCUUAAGCUAAGAGCUUUUAUAUUUUCUAUUGCAACAGGUUUGUAAAUAUGUACUAAAUGUCAUUUCUUUUCCUUUACAGUACUCAUCAAAAGUAUGCAGCAUAGUGCACAAGUUGCCAUGUACUUACGGCAGCUACAUGGCUCUGCAACAACCCAGCGGCCCCAGGCUGUCGUGAUCAGUGGUCCGAUGCAUCUUGCUCUUUGACUGUGGCAUAUUUUUGCACAGUGGUCCUUGUGGUAUUAUGUUAUUAUGGCACCUACUAAGGAACUAAGCAAAGAAACUAUUGCUUUAAAGGAGGCAGGCCACCAAACUAAGGAAAGAAAUGAGUCGGUGGGUAUUGUGAAAUCGACAAUGAAGUACUGUGUACAUUUGAGAGGCAAAUAGAAGUGAGAUACCACACCACACAAACCUUGGGUUGGUCAUCCCAGGAUGACUUCAAGGUCUCUGAAAUGCCCUAAAACAUUCAUUGAAGAUUGAGGGUUUUAGAAUGUUCAGACCUUGAAAUUUUCACGAGGCCAGACCAACUGGCUUGGUUCAAGCCCUUAAGACCAAGUUUUUGUGAUGGUCUCUCUCACAACUCUAUUUGCCUCUCUGAAAUGCACACAUGCUUCCUCAUUGUUGACUUUGACUCACACUAAUUAAAUUAUUUCCUUAGUUUGAUGGCCUGCCUCCUUUAAAGCAAUGGUUUCUUUACUUAGUUCCUUGGUAGGUGCCAUAAUAACAACACCACUAGGACCACUAAGUGCAAAAACAUGCCACAGUCAAAGAGCAAGAUGCAGCUGAUCACAGUGACAGCCUAGGGCCUACUGGGCUUAAGCCCUAGUGUCAUGUAGCUGCCAUGUCGUUCUAUAUAUAUAAAAAAAAUCUUAAUGGCAUAAGUAUGCAGUGCCUCAUGCAGUGCACAUUUUUGUAGAGUACUGUAAGUCCAAUGUGAUUGAAUGUACAGAGGCGUCUUUAUAUUAUUAAAAUAGAUAACUUCA